UUCAAAAUUCUACUGGUACAAUUUAAAUUCUUGACAAAUAACUAAUUAAUGUAUUUUCACUGUUUUGUCAAUCCUUUUAUAUAGUUCAAAAUGAAUUUUGACAGUUUUGUUCGUUAUAUUAACUUUUUUGCCUUUUGGUCGUCCCUUUUAUUUUUUAUUUAUCGAUUAUUUUGAUUCACAUGGCUUGUCACAAGCUACCUCCUUUUGAAGACGAGAAAGAAAACGAUAACGCGCUACCGGUGUCUCCUGAAAACGAUUCGAAUAUUACAGGUAAUGAGAAAGAACAAGGAAGUAGUGUUGACUAUGAAGAAUACGAAAUUGAGGCAACAAUCAACGGGGAAGAAGAAAAUCUCGAGGAAGAUGGUAUAAUCGAAGAGAAAUGUUGUUUGGAAGAAGUGGAAUCAAACAGGUGUAACACUGAAAUAGACCGACGAGCAUGUAUUUCUUAUGCAGACAAAGAAACAUUCGCCCAUCAUCUUAUAGAAUGUACCUUGAGAAAGGUGUUGAAGACAGUAUACUCGAUGAAUUUGCUUAACGAAUCGUUCUUUUCCGAUCAAUCGGUCAGGUCUUCAGUUUUUGAUUUAAAGCUGACCAAGAAUUUCAAUCGUAGAGAAAAAAUUACAGAUAUAGAAGAAGUUAUUUACUAUUUCAAAUGGCCUACAAUUGCCGAAUUUUCAUGCCAACUGAUCGAAAAAAAAAUCGAAGAAUACAUGAAAACCUGGCAUUUAACGGAAGACUGGCGUUACUGUAUAAAGUUGGUCGGGCAGGACUGCGUCAAUAAAAUGAAUCGUUAUCAUUACGCGGUUAUAUGGUCACUACCAAACAAAUGCUAUCCUGUACCUCAGGUCGAAGCGAGAGUAUUUUUUACUAUUGUAAUAAGAAAUGAUAUUCCCACUUGUUGUCCCGUUGAAGUUUGCUACCGUUUUGAAGGCAACAGUCACUAUCAUGUACCGGGUCGAAUACAAUUUAAAGAACAGUGGCUUUUAGACAUACUUUACGCGAAACUAAAAGUUUACAGUAGUGUCAAUUUCUAAUAAUUUCGUGGUACCAAAUUUUAAUAAAUCUAAUGUUAAUACUUUCAAUCGGAAGAAUUUUGAGAGAAUUUUAUGUAUUUGUGCCAUCAUUCCUAUUGAAAUUCAUUAAACAUGGUAUCUAUUUGUUAUUUAUUCAAAAUAAUGCAACAAUAAAGUAUACGAGUAAA
This is a messenger RNA of Agrilus planipennis (emerald ash borer), 1201 nucleotides long. Its product is annotated as A-kinase anchor protein 14-like. Lineage: Eukaryota; Metazoa; Arthropoda; Insecta; Coleoptera; Buprestidae. The transcript has a single exon. Gene Ontology annotation, molecular function: protein kinase A regulatory subunit binding. The coding region runs from base 180 to 1034 and encodes 284 amino acids. The record is from RefSeq and is a predicted model, not a curated record. Gene Ontology annotation, cellular component: cAMP-dependent protein kinase complex.